Molecule: messenger RNA, 1354 nt
Organism: Tripterygium wilfordii
Lineage: Eukaryota; Viridiplantae; Streptophyta; Magnoliopsida; Celastrales; Celastraceae
Product: probable rRNA-processing protein EBP2 homolog
Exons: 2
Coding region: 125-1042 (305 amino acids)
Biological process (GO): ribosomal large subunit biogenesis; rRNA processing
Cellular component (GO): preribosome, large subunit precursor; nucleolus; nuclear periphery
Source: RefSeq, a predicted model, not a curated record
GGCUAGGGUUUUGUUAGGGUUGUGCGUACUGCGUACUUAACUGAAACAAGAAUAAACGAUUGAAACGCAUACGGUAGAGGAUCACAAAUCAACCAAUCGUCCGGCAAAAACCUUGACUGAAUUGAUGGUUUCGCUAAUGAGGAUGCCUAGUAAGAACUCAACCUUGCUCGAUGAGGAUGUGAUGGAAGAUGAUGAAAUGGAGGGGGAAGCGUAUGAAUCUGAGACUGAAUCUGAGAAAGAGGAAGAAGAAGAAGGAGAUGUGAAGUUAAUGGAACCUAAGAAGGACUCUGUAUACGACAGGGAUGGUCUCGGCGAUAAACUUCAAGAUAUUAGGUGGCCAGAAAAUGUGGGAUGGAUACACAAGCUUUCGAUUGAUAUUAAUCAAGAGCAGGAGGUUGAUGUCAAUGAUGACUUGCACCGAGAGGCUGCUUUCUAUAGACAGGCUUUGGAAGGAACAAGGCAGGCCUUUGAGAAGCUUCAGUCAACGAAGCUCCCUUUCCUCAGGCCUCCUGACUAUUAUGCCGAGAUGGUGAAAUCAGAUGCUCACAUGGAGAAAGUAAGGGGUAGGUUUUUGGCAGAGAAGAGAAGUAGGGAGGAGGCUGACGAGAGAAGGAAGGCUCGGGAGGCGAAGAAACUUGCAAAAGAGGUUCAAGCCCAGAAGCUGAAAGAGAGAGCCAAACAGAAAAAAGAGGAGAUAGAGAGUGUCAAGAAGUGGAGGAAGCAGAGGCAGCAGAGUGGGUUUGCUGGGGGCGAUAAAGGCAGUGAGAUGGAUUUUGCCUUUGAAGAUGGGAAAGCAUUUGAGAGGUCUAGUAAAAAGAGGCCAGGGGCAGCUCCUGGAGAUCGGUCCGGAGGGAAGGCCAGACAAGGUGGAAAAGGAAAGAAAGGUUUGGAGACGAAACAAAAGAAUAGGGAAUUCAAGAACUCAAAGUUUGGACAUGGUGGGAGGAAGGGCUUAAGAAAGCAGAACACAGCUGAAACCACAGAUCAUUUUAAAGCUUUUAAUAAAGGUGGAGGCCCAGGAAACAAGAAGAGGAAGAGGUGAUGCAUUGAUAACCAUUAACCAACCUAUGUAUUGCUGCUAAAUGCAUUGGAAUGGAAUGAUUGAGUUGAGUUGAUUUGAGUUUCACUCGUGUUUGUAUUCCUACUAAAUACUAAUACACUGGAAUGGAAUGGUUUGAAUUUUUACUUUGAAAUCAACAAUUUUGUUUAGAAUAGGUUUCCAUACCUAUAUUCAGUUUUUGAUGAUUUAGUCCAUGUAACUUUAAUGUUUUUGUACUCUAGAAGUGUUAGUUUGUUAUGUUAUUUUGGGUGAUUAAUUAUUCAGUUCUGAGUCAUGUUCUUCAUGUUUCAAGUU